GGAAGAAGACGAAGAAGAAAAAGACCACGAAGAAGAAGACCAAGGUCGACUUGAGUGAUUAACCGUGAAAAUGAUGACACUUUUAACGAGAUCGGGGGCUUUGGCUCCAUAUAUGCAAGCCACAUCUUUUACGAUCGCUGGCCCGCUCAAGGCUCUGGUUCCUGGGGUUCCUGUCAAGUCCGAACGGGUCUUGUUGAACCCGAAGAAGUUGUUCCUGUGCCGCGAAUCGCUCAAUGGCCAAAGCCCCAAGACAGGACCCGCCAUCACGGUUAGCCUUAAUGCCUGUUCCGCGGUGCGAUUGGCCCACACAGACGUCAGGGUACCAGACUUCUCCAGUUACAGACGCCCAGAGGUGCUGGACCCCCAUAAGUCCUCCCAGGAGACCAGUGAAUCCAGAAGAGUCUUUUCAUAUUUAGUGACGGGUGCCACGGCGGUGAUGGGCGUCUACGCCGCUAAGACGGUGGUCACUCAGUUUGUGUCCUCCAUGAGCGCGUCAGCGGACGUCCUUGCCUUGUCCAAGAUUGAAAUCAAGCUCAGCGAAAUCCCCCAAGGCAAGAACAUGACGUUCAAGUGGAGAGGCAAACCCCUUUUUGUCCGUCACCGCACCGAGCGAGAGAUUGCGACGGAGGAAGCGGUGAAUUUGGCAGAGCUGCGUGACCCUCAACAUGACAAGGACCGCGUCAUCCAUCCCAGUUGGGUCAUUGUUCUUGGGGUGUGCACCCAUCUCGGCUGCGUACCCAUCGCCAACGCUGGUGACUUUGGAGGUUACUACUGCCCUUGUCACGGCUCGCAUUACGACGCUUCAGGACGCAUCAGGAAAGGCCCCGCCCCUCUCAACUUGGAGGUUCCAUACUACGAGUUUCCAGAUGAAGACACUGUGGUUGUUGGAUAAUCCAAACAUGUUCUUCUAUUAAAUGGUGUUCAAAUAAAUAAAUAUAAAUAAAUAUCCCAAGCUUUCAUGCUUUCAAACUAUUUGCUUUGUGUAUAGUAGACUGAGUAGUAGGAAAAUAGUAUAUUAGUUACCUAAUGGAGGGUUUUUUGCCUAUUGUAGUACUUAUUGGCGAUGUAGUGUUAGUGAAUUGUCUUCACACACACACACACAUUCUACACAAGUGGUGCUUGUAAUUCAUUUAAAGCAACAUAUUUCAUAUUUAGCACUGUGCUAAGGCGGUUGCAUUUGAAAGACUCUUUUUAAAUUAGGCUGGGGAAAAGUUAGAAUAUUACGAGAAUAAAGUCGUAACAUGAGAAGAAAAUCUACGAGAACAAAGUUGAAAUAGUUGGAUUUUUUUUUUUUUUUAAAGCAACAGCAGAAACUUUUCCAAGAAUAAAGUGAAAAUAUUAAGAGAAAAAGUUGUUUUCUAAUGAGGAAAAAAGUUGCAAUUUUUACAAGAAUAAGCUCGUAAUGAGGAAAAAUGGCAUUUUAGUAGCACAGAGUUGAAAUAUUGCUAUUAUCUGUGGAGCUGGUCCAAGCACCCGUCCAAAUUCACGCGAUUGAAUGUUUGAACAUGUAACGGUUAAGCUGUGAGGUGUGAAGACAGGCUGGUGCAUUGUGGCAGUAAAUAUUGUAGGAAUGAGAAAUAAUUGUGCACAACAGUCGUCACCUGAACAUUUAUGAUUGUUGAAAUCACGCGUGAUUUCCUUUUAAGGUGUAUAUUAGGCCACCGAAGAGGCCGUCCAGAAGAUAGGGACAGAAACAGCGCGGCUUGAGAAGAGUUGCCAUUUAUUCAAGUAUGUAUGUAUGUAUGCGCUCCUAAAAAUGUAUGUUAGGGGCCACUGUGCUGAUGGUAAUAAUAAAAAAAAGUUAUUCUGGAACCCUGACUGUAAAAGGUCCACCACUGCUCUUGAGGUUUGCAGGAAUUUGAGCCGGUCCGUGUGGUCACAAAGGUCGAGGACUGCCGGUUUAGAUGGCUGAGCAGGAUUCGCUGUGUUAAUCGUGCCUAUCAAUAUUGUGAUCACUUUAUUCAGUCGAUGACGUGGCUCUCAAACAGUUGAACGUACGUGCGGCUGCUUCUGCAUUCAUGCAACAUCCAUGUUGUGCACUAAUGUAGCGAACAAAGGACAUUCCUUGCAAGCUUCGAUAGCACGCUCAUGAUUGGCUUGAAACAGACGCAGUCACAUAAAUAACUGUAAUUACUUUAUUGGCAAAAGGAAAAAUAAAAGAAUGAUGCCAGUUCUUUAAUACUAAGCCAGCUUCCCUACCAGUCCAUCUACGUUGUUACAAAAGGAGACAUACCUUUAAAAUACCAUAACAAGGUUAAGACAGUAUGGAGCUUUGCACUCAAUGUAGACAGUAAACCGGAUGACGAAUGUAUACAUAAUAAAAAUAGCACAUGUUCUUGGGUGAAUGUUAAAGUUGCAUAUACAGGAAAUUAAUUACAAAAGAACUGCAGGACAGAAGAAUUUCUGAGGUGGAUCUUGCAAAAAAAAUAUUUCCUCCAGAUCAUCAGUAUUCAUUUCAAGGAGAUACUUUGUUUCCCCAACAUUCAACGUUAAAUACAUCCAAAGCCCUCUUUUUUUAAAAGAAGCCUAAUUUUUGCUUAUCAAAAAGGCAAAAUAAGUGUGAUACCAGUAUCAAUAUUUAUGUUAGAAUCUCAUUAUGUCUGUUAUGUCCAAAAAGUAAAAGAAUGAAAAUCUUCAAAUGUACAACAAGGAAUCAGCUUCUACUACGUUUACACAAACAAUGAAGUUCCAAACUGGAAUGAAAUAAUAAAAUGGAAGUUAUCAAAAAAUUAAAAAACAGAAUUUGGGGAUUUAACAGCUUUAAAUAGCCGUGUUGGAGA
Dunckerocampus dactyliophorus (ringed pipefish) is the source of this 2780-nucleotide messenger RNA. RefSeq names its product cytochrome b-c1 complex subunit Rieske, mitochondrial-like. Gene Ontology annotation, biological process: mitochondrial electron transport, ubiquinol to cytochrome c. Gene Ontology annotation, molecular function: 2 iron, 2 sulfur cluster binding; quinol-cytochrome-c reductase activity. The record is from RefSeq and is a predicted model, not a curated record. The coding region runs from base 71 to 892 and encodes 273 amino acids. NCBI's taxonomy places the organism in Eukaryota, Metazoa, Chordata, Actinopteri, Syngnathiformes, Syngnathidae. Gene Ontology annotation, cellular component: membrane. The transcript is spliced from 2 exons.